Mus musculus (house mouse) is the source of this 1789-nucleotide messenger RNA. It is a transcript of the gene Hadh, whose product is annotated as hydroxyacyl-Coenzyme A dehydrogenase. Gene Ontology annotation, biological process: fatty acid metabolic process; response to insulin; fatty acid beta-oxidation. The record is from RefSeq and is marked validated. The transcript has 8 exons. The coding region runs from base 95 to 1039 and encodes 314 amino acids. Gene Ontology annotation, molecular function: long-chain (3S)-3-hydroxyacyl-CoA dehydrogenase (NAD+) activity; oxidoreductase activity; identical protein binding. Lineage: Eukaryota; Metazoa; Chordata; Mammalia; Rodentia; Muridae. Gene Ontology annotation, cellular component: mitochondrion; nucleus; cytosol.
GAGGCCCCGCCCCCAACGUCGCCGACCCCGCCCACGACGCUCCGGGACCUCUCGCGCUGUCCCCACUGCUCCUCCUCGGCUGCUGCACUGAGCUAUGGCGUUCGUGACCAGGCAAUUCUUGCGCUCCAUGUCCUCCUCUUCCUCUGCGUCGGCGGCCGCCAAGAAGAUCCUGAUCAAGCAUGUGACCGUCAUCGGCGGCGGGCUGAUGGGCGCCGGCAUCGCGCAGGUAGCUGCAGCAACUGGCCAUACAGUAGUAUUGGUGGACCAAACGGAAGACAUCCUGGCAAAAUCCAAGAAGGGAAUUGAGGAGAGUCUAAAGAGGAUGGCAAAGAAGAAGUUCACAGAAAACCCUAAGGCUGGAGAUGAGUUUGUGGAGAAGACCCUGAGCUGCCUUUCAACCAGCACCGAUGCGGCAUCCGUGGUGCACAGCACAGACCUGGUGGUGGAGGCCAUUGUGGAGAACCUGAAGCUGAAGAACGAGCUGUUCCAGAGGCUGGACAAGUUCGCUGCAGAACACACCAUCUUUGCCAGCAACACGUCUUCUUUGCAGAUCACAAACAUAGCCAAUGCCACCACCAGACAAGACCGAUUUGCUGGCCUCCACUUUUUCAACCCCGUGCCUAUGAUGAAGCUUGUGGAGGUCAUCAAAACACCGAUGACCAGCCAGAAGACAUUUGAAUCUCUGGUGGACUUUUGUAAAACCUUAGGAAAGCAUCCUGUCUCUUGCAAGGACACUCCUGGAUUCAUCGUGAACCGACUCUUGGUGCCAUACCUCAUUGAGGCCGUCAGGCUACACGAGCGAGGCGAUGCGUCUAAGGAAGACAUCGAUACAGCGAUGAAGCUGGGAGCUGGGUAUCCCAUGGGUCCGUUUGAGCUUCUUGACUAUGUUGGACUGGAUACUACAAAGUUCAUCUUGGACGGGUGGCAUGAAAUGGAGCCAGAGAACCCCUUAUUUCAGCCCAGUCCUUCCAUGAAUAAUCUGGUGGCCCAGAAGAAGCUGGGCAAGAAGACCGGAGAAGGAUUUUACAAAUACAAGUGACACUUCCCCCAGCAACACCUCCAGCCAGCCAUGGGACAAGGAUGAGCAAGCCCUGGGCAGGUGGUACCGAGGCUUGCCAGGGGCGGCUCAGUGGGCCCUCCCUUGCAGUCUCUCUGAAGUAAUCUUUUGACUAGUUGCAGUCAUGGGGUUCUUCCACUGAAAUGGAAUUCUCUAGUUUAGUCUGUUCUCUGACUUUUUCUGAAAAAAAAUUACACCCUUGGUGCCUUGGAGCAACAUCUUUUUUUUUUUUUUUCCUGAACCUUGCCACUUUUUGUAAAAAGCGUUGCUUAGACUCAUUCCCUCAGGUCUUCUGAAAAUGAGUAUUCUAUGUUUAUCGGUGUUGAACCCCAGGGGCAGGAGCCACGGGGCCUACAGAUGCACCCAAGGGCAGCAGCCAGUAGGACGUGAGGUCUUGCCUGCCUGGGAACAUUUGCAGCCUGCAGCCUCGAGCCUUAGCCUACAUUCUGGGCCUGACAGGAAAUGUUCUGUCUUUCUUUACCCCACACCAGGACUCCUGGAGUGGUGGGCAAAUACCUGUGAGCUUGUUUUUUGGGGGAAAGGCCUAUCUUUGAGGCCAUUCAGAUCUUAACCAUCACUGUCCGUCCUUCUUGUUUCUUCCGGUGAAAUCUGUGCUACCAAGUGCCUAUGAAUUGACUCUACUAAAAUGAAAUCUUUUAAUUUGUAAACAUUGGAAUCGGAAUAAAUAAACUUAUAUAACUUAAAAGCAUAAAAUCCUUAAGUAAUUAUAAA